GGUAACAGCCUCUCCCAAUUCCACACAUUGAGCUCCUGCUCACCAAUCCUCCAGGUGACUCCCAGCCAUGAAGACACUAGUCCUCCUCUCUGCCCUUGCCCUGCUGGCCUUCCAAGUCCAGGCUGAUCCUAUCCAAAACAGAGAUGAAGAGAGUAAAAUUGAUGAGCAGCCAGGGAAAGAAGACCAAGCUGUUUCUGUCUCCUUUGGAGACCCAGAAGGCUCUUCUCUUCAAGAGGAAUCGCGUUGAGAGAUCGGAUAUGCUAUUGUAGAACAAGCUGCAAAAAAA
Messenger RNA from Mus musculus (house mouse), 286 nucleotides. It is a transcript of the gene Defa28, whose product is annotated as defensin, alpha, 28. Lineage: Eukaryota; Metazoa; Chordata; Mammalia; Rodentia; Muridae. Gene Ontology annotation, cellular component: extracellular region. The coding region runs from base 68 to 247 and encodes 59 amino acids. The record is from RefSeq and is a predicted model, not a curated record. Gene Ontology annotation, biological process: defense response to bacterium; defense response. The transcript has 2 exons.